This is a messenger RNA of Eimeria mitis, 2904 nucleotides long. RefSeq lists its product as uncharacterized. Gene Ontology annotation, molecular function: nucleic acid binding. Bases 1 to 2904 code for a protein of 967 amino acids. Gene Ontology annotation, biological process: DNA integration. The transcript has 7 exons. The record is from RefSeq and is a predicted model, not a curated record. NCBI's taxonomy places the organism in Eukaryota, Apicomplexa, Conoidasida, Eucoccidiorida, Eimeriidae.
AUGUCUAGGAGAAAAGGGGAACGUAAAGGGAACGGACAGGGAAGGGGCGAUUCUCACCCACUGAGGCGGGUGCGGCUACUAAGCGAAGGCACGGUACGCGAUAACGGCGGUGAGACGGACGGAAGAGAGCCCUCACAGAGGCACGUGCUGCUACUAUGUAGUGGCGCGGUACGCGACAACGGGUGCGAGGUAAGCGGAAGGGAAAGAAGCGUGGUACGCGAUAACGGGUGCGAGGCGAACGGAACGGAAGGAAGUGCGGAACGAGACGACGGGAACGAGGGGAACGAAAGGGAACGAACGAGUUCCGACGGGACCGGGAACGGCAUGAACGAGCGCGUGGGAGGACAUGAGAAUACGAAGGGUGAGGGACCGAUCCAUGGAGGUGCGUCGACGGACGGAGGAGAGCAAAAGCGAGAGGAACGGGGUACACCUGCCGAUGGAGAGGGCUACGAGGGGACAACGAUGAUACCUGGGUGGUUAUGGUGGCAAGAAGGAGAUGCUGCAGAACACGCACCAGAAUACCAGGGAUCCCUUUGUAGUGUGGGCAGGACGGCAGUAUUGCAACUCGAAAUAGUGGGCCAUAGGUGUGAAGGACUGCUAGACACGGUCCAGGAGCUUUAUUCGUCCGACUAUUGUGGAACGACUGGGUUUGUAGAGUGUUUCACUGGAGAUUUCCUGUUUGAGCCAAUACCGUAUUCUGUAAUUCUCGGGAUCGAUUGGCUAGUUAACCGCAAGGUGGCGUGGUAUUUCCAAUCGGACAAGCUCAGGACAUAUGUAAAUGGGCGGUGGUGCGAUCUGCCAGUCUUGCGUAAAGAGGGCAAGCAGACACAAGGCACACUGGCCGACUCGGAACCAAUCAAAACGGCGGCGGACCACGCCUAUGACGAAUUGGCUAGGCAAGUUGCAAUAAUGACAACGGAAGAGGCGGCAGCAUUUCUUCACCCCCCCUCAAAACGAUAUCAAUCUAGGCAUCGAGCAGGAUAUCGGGUGAAGAUAAAGGAUAUCCUAAGGGAGGCGCGGAAAGACACAGCAAUCUUAAAGAGGGCUAUAGAGGGACUACACUGUGCAGUUGUUCUACCGGCAGCUGAACCUGAUCGCGUUGUUCACGUACCCAUAGAGCGUCAGGGUCCACUACUGUGUGCGAUCGUAGAACAUAUGAAGACAGUUUUGGAGAUGAUUGGCGGCGCUGCAUACUUUUUGACUCUGGACCUAGAAACGGGAUUCCGUCAAAUUCGUAUGGAGCGGGAGUAUAGGUGGAAAACGGCCUUUCGUUCAGUACAAGGCCUCUUCGAAUAUAAGGUUCCUGAUUCGAGCAAGCCCUACACACUUUAUACAGAUGCCUCGGGAUAUGCUAUUGGCGCUGUGUUAGAACAGGAAGGCAAGCCGGUGGGAUUCCUCAGCCAGGUUAUGAGCCCAGCUCAACAGAAGUACUCCAUAUACGAUCAGGAACUCCUGGCACUCAUACCAGCCCUGGAUAAAUGGCGCCUUCUUCUCCGAGGCGCCAAGGUCACUGCCUACACCGACCAUCAGGCUCUCACGUACCUCCAACGUACCAAUAUGCAGAAUCCCUUACGCGGACGCACGGCGAGAUGGGUCGCAGAUAUACUUUUAAGUUUUGUCGCCCUUACCUAUACAUCUGCGUACAUGGCCUCUGGCGCAUCUGUCCUCCUACACUGCCGGAAUUCCUAUCCCAUCUUCUUUAUCGACACCACGACCACGUUAGCGCUGGACAACGUGGCGAACGGAAGACGUUUCUAUCUCUCAUGUCGCGCAUCUAAGGCGCUAUCGCAGAAGCCGGCAGGUCUUCUUCAACCGCUCCUCGUUCAUUCGCGCCGCUGGAGCCAAGUUAGCCUUGAUUUUAUAACAGAACUGCCCCUCACCCCCCGUGGACAUGAUUGCAUUCUCGUUAUCGUUGAUUCGCUCAGCAAAAUGGCACACAUCAUUCCCACGAAGAAGUCUGCAUCCACAGCGGAUACCAUCGAACUCUUUGCCCAGAGACUAAUUAGAUAUCAUGGAUUCCCGGAUGUCUUGAUUUCCGACCGUGAUCCCCGGUUUCAAUCCCAGCUAUGGCAGCAGCAUUGUCAGCGAUUUCGCAUCAAGCGCGCAAUGUCUUCUCCUUAUCAUCGGCAAUCCGACGGUCAGACGGAGAGGGUCAAUCGCACGUUGGAGCAAAUGCUCCCCACGUACAUUCAGACGGACGAACGUGAAUGGGAGCGCCUGCUACCAGCGCUCGAGCUCGCUUACAACACCACCAGUCAUUCCUCCACAGAGCUCAGUCCCUUCGAAGUUAUGAUCUGUCAGAAUCCUGUCACAGCAGCAGACCUUAAUGUCGUUGGUAAUCUCGCGCCCACCCUGACCCCGCCUAUGACCAAACUGUUCCAGCAGCUGUGUGACCGGGCCCAGAGUCAUAUUAUUAAGGAGAAGUGGCAGCAGAAACGCUAUGCAGAAGCUCACCGACGAGAUGCGCAAUACAACCCAGGCGAUCGGCUUGUUCCCGAUCGCUCACGCGACCCUCAGAUGAAGUCCAAAGAAGCCGCUGUUGGGUGGCUGCCGGUGACGGGUCCAGACGGCACUCCCACCGAUAUUUACGAGGUCGACUAUAACCUCGACCAACGCGGUUCAGACGAAGAUAUCCAAUACCUCGUCAAAUGGCGUGGUGCUCCCGAGGAUCGCGCGACUUGGGAGCCCGCUGCCAACCUUACCAACUGCCCCGCCCUUCUUCGUGCUUGGCGACGUCAUCUCAGGCGCGCAAGGAAAGCUCAGCGGGGACCUCAGGACGUCGCCCCCGGCUCUGGUAACACCGCCUCAGCAUCGGCCUCAUCGCCGACGUUUUUCUCGCCGGGGAGGGAAGGAGUGGAGCGGCACCCUCCGGCAGCCGCACCACUCAUACCAGAGGGCAGCUGA